This is a messenger RNA of Capronia epimyces CBS 606.96, 1164 nucleotides long. RefSeq lists its product as uncharacterized. Bases 1 to 1164 code for a protein of 387 amino acids. The record is from RefSeq and is a predicted model, not a curated record. The transcript has a single exon. Lineage: Eukaryota; Fungi; Ascomycota; Eurotiomycetes; Chaetothyriales; Herpotrichiellaceae.
AUGUACUUCACAACACUCUUGUCAGUCACCUUACUGUUGGCGGCGACAGAGGCCACUGGUGUUGCAAGGAACCCGUACAACUGCAUGAGCUUUGUGGUCCCCGUUCCUGUCGACAAUGUGACGCUUGUUGUGCCACCAUUCCCAGAUUUCCCGGAUCAAUAUGCCGCGACGGCUUUCGCCAACGAAGUCACCAAGCAGAUCACUUUCCCGGGCCCUUCGCCUGAUGCCAACCUGACCACCCUGACCACCACAUUCGACAUCAGCGCCGAGUAUUGCACUCCGGCAACCGCAAACCCCAAGAGUCCGACGUUGCUAAUCCUCACUCACGGUAUCGGCUUCAACCGGUCCUACUGGGACUUCUAUCUGCCGGGAACGCCUGAUGAUGCGCAGUACUCGUAUAUCAACCGUGUCACGGCCGCCGGGUACAGUACCCUCUCCUGGAAUCGUCUAGGUAUUGAACCAUCAACGAUUCCGGAUCCUUACCGGGAGCUACAGAGCCUAGUUGAACUUGCGGUCUUGACGAGCCUUACCACCCUGGUACGAGCAGGCAAAAUCGCACAGGUGCCCCAACCACAGAAGGUGGUACAUGUUGGUCACAGCUGGGGAAGUAUUCUGAGCAAUGCGCUCGCCGCAGUUGCACCCGGUCUCAGCGACGGUCUGGUCUUGACCGGUUAUUCCCAUCUCGUGACUUACCAGAACCUGUUCAUUGCCGAUACGUCCUUCCACAUUGCUUCGCAGAACCAGCCGGAUCGGUUCCCCAACCAGACAUACUCGACGGGCUUCUUGACUUGGCCCGACAAAUAUGCCAAUCAAUUCUCAUUUCUCCUGUAUCCCUACUUCGAUCCUGUCGUCCUGGACCGUGCUGAGGAGACCAAAUAUCCUUUCACAGUGGGCGAGUUUCUCACCGCCGCCACCCUACCCUUGGAAGCUCCGCAAUUCCAGGGUCCGGUGUUGUACCUCGCUGCUGAGGCCGACUUGAUCUUCUGCGCUUCGAAUUGCACGGCCUUCUUCGGCCCAGAUAGUGCGGCAGUUGAAGCCUUUAAUGGCAGCAAGAGUGUCGAGACGUACAUUCAGCCACGGGUCGGGCAUGGAAUCAACUUGCACAAGAACGCCACGGGUGCGUACGAUGUCGUUCUCGAUUGGGCUUCCCGACAUGGAUUUUGA